AUGUCCCAGUUUUCCGAAGACGAAAGCGAGCUUUUCAACGGCUUCGGCUCGGCGCCUCUACUGAGAAAUCCUUCGCAAACAGGCCGCAGAACGAAGAAAAGAUGGUCUUUCCAUAACAACUCGAGGCCAAACUUGGUCGAGCAGCCGGCGACGUUCAGCUCGGGAAGAAGACUCAGUGAUGUCACAGGGAUGGACGGCGUUCAUAAGGAAAUCGACCCGUACCAUAUUUCUCCAGCUCAGUUGUAUUCUACAGAGAGUGGACGCUUGUUCCAUGCUGGUAAGAUCUGUAUUGCUUUGGCAGGUCUUCCAGGCCGUGGAAAGACCCACUUGUCUGUUUCAUUAACGCGUUAUUUGCGUUGGUUGGGCGUGAAAACUCAUAGUUUCCAUUUGGGCGAUUACAGACGUGCUACGGCUCCAAACGAUGACUUGGACCAGGUCUUGUACAUGUCUGAUAAGAGGGGCGAGGAUCCAUUUAAGAACAAGACGGUUGACGACUGUUUGAAUGAUAUUCUUAACUUUUUCAAGAACGAUAAGGGCCAGGUGGCCAUCUACGAUGCUGUGAACGCCUUGCCUGAGCACAGACAGCAACUUCACGAGAAGUUUGCCAGCGUGAACAUCCAGUGCAUUUUUAUUGAAUCGGUUGUGACGAAUGAGUCGAUUUUGAUGAAAAAUAUGGAAACCGCCGCCAGAUCGUCGCCUGAUUACGAGAACUGGAAUUACGAAGAUGCCUACAAGGACUACUCUGCAAGAAUCAACAGCCUCACGCCGUUCUACAAGGAAAUGGAUGACGUCGACCAGAAAAUGAACUUGUCUUAUAUUAAAAUCAUCAACUUUGGUGAGCGAAUCGAAUUGCAUAACUCGAACUACGGCUACUUGAUCAAUAAGGUGGUGUUUUUCUUGAUGAACUCGAGAAUUAAACUGGGCUCGGUGUUCUUUGCUCGUUGCUACAAGAAUGAUUUGGAUUACUCUAAAGACCCUCCAUUGGAUGAGGCAGGCUACAAAUACGCAAAGAAUUUGACCAGGACGUUGACGAAACAUCUCGCUUCUAAGGGCAGAGAUAUCAUCACUCCUAAGAGUUCUUCUACCGAUGUGGCUGGCAUGAGAAGAACGUUAUCUACCGAAGAUAAGCACCCACCUACCGGUGCUGAUGGCCUUGACGACGACUCUUUCGUUGUCUGGACUUCUGUCAAGAGAAGAACCAUCGAGGCAUGCCAAUUCUUCCGUGAGAUGAACGUCAACGUGCGUCACAGAAUCCAAUUAUCCCAGAAGAACCCAGGUAUUGUUGCUGGCAUGAGCGAUGAAGAAAUCCAGGAGAAGUUCCCUCUGGAGUACGAGCAGUUCUUGAAAGACCCAUACCAUCACAGAUUCUCCAGAUCCGAGCUGUACCACGACUUAGCCAUUAAGAUCGAGCCUCUCAUCCUCGAAAUGGAGCGUAUGAGCGGUGACAUCUUGAUCAUUGCAGACGAAACCGUCUUGCGUGUAUUCCAUGGCUACUUGAUGGCCUGUUCCUGUUACGACAUUCCUUCGUUGGAAUUCAACACCAACGAGAUCAUCGAGGUCAAAUUCAGCGCCUAUUCUAACAGCGCCAGACGUAUUCCAAUCGAAAACUUCGAUUAA
Messenger RNA from Candidozyma haemuli, 1617 nucleotides. RefSeq names its product bifunctional fructose-2,6-bisphosphate 2-phosphatase/6-phosphofructo-2-kinase. Gene Ontology annotation, biological process: fructose metabolic process; fructose 2,6-bisphosphate metabolic process. The record is from RefSeq and is a predicted model, not a curated record. The coding region runs from base 1 to 1617 and encodes 538 amino acids. Lineage: Eukaryota; Fungi; Ascomycota; Pichiomycetes; Serinales; Metschnikowiaceae. Gene Ontology annotation, molecular function: ATP binding; fructose-2,6-bisphosphate 2-phosphatase activity; 6-phosphofructo-2-kinase activity. Gene Ontology annotation, cellular component: cytosol. The transcript has a single exon.